Molecule: messenger RNA, 800 nt
Organism: Acanthocheilonema viteae
Lineage: Eukaryota; Metazoa; Nematoda; Chromadorea; Rhabditida; Onchocercidae
Source: the annotation of a GenBank genome assembly
GAACAGCAAAUGUGGGUGAUUAUUCGCCAUCGUUACAUGGUGUUACCAGUUAUCACCGACCAUUCAAUCGAUUUAAUCAUCAUCGACAGCUUCUCUUCCAAAUACCGAAACGACCUCGAAGUAUUGCUGGACCGGCGCAUACAGCUAUUUGGCCUUUACCACCGCCAUCCUAUCAUUCGCCUCGAUCAUGCCUCAAUCGACCGGCCUUUAUGGGAAACAUUGUCAGUGAGCAUGUACUUCAACGACAGCCAUCCGAAUCGAGUACUUGUGAGCAUUCCUACGUCAAUAUUCUUCCGCAACGUCGUUCCGCUACUUCAUCACCGCAGUGUGUAUCGCCGGUUUUGAGGGAAUAUGCUUCUACCAGUCAUUUCAAUUUUGGUUCAACGGAACAAAAUCUCGGCACAACGGAUUUUGGCUCACAACGAUUCAAUACUCCUGCUAUUGAGUUAUCACAUCGCUAUCCACCUUGUGGAUUUCUGUGCUCUUAUGAUAGACAACCUCCUAAUUCUUAUGUUAAUGCUCGAAAGGAUUCAGGAGUGAAUGAUCGUGAAACAACGCCAUCGCAACUUGAUUACGCAUUAGUAGCGGUAGGAAUAACUGAGGAAGGUUCAUCCGCAGCUGUCAGGGCUAAUCCAUCUAAUAUACGUAACGAUAUAGCAUCUACUGGCUUAACGUCCAAUGUAAAUUACACAAAAAUAGAUCUGGAAAAGACUCGUGCAGUAGAGGUGGCAGCAAGUACAGUGGAAAAAGAAAAUCCACAACGACGGCAUUUCACGACAAGUGCACAAUUGGGCAACUGA